Messenger RNA from Vitrella brassicaformis, 3101 nucleotides. Lineage: Eukaryota; Vitrellaceae. The record is from the annotation of a GenBank genome assembly.
GUCAUCGUGUGUGGAUGGAUUCAUCGUCACUAUCAUAUAUCUUGGUCUCAUGGACAUAUGAUGGUAGAAUCGGCUGCAUGUCAUAUAUUCUGAAGUCGUAUAUCGCGAAGCUGCCGGAAUGUCUCUCACAGAACAUCCUCCUUGCCUUUCUCGAAUAGCAUCUGAGGACACGCACACAAAUCACCCAUUGCGCGACCGAACACCCUUUGCAUGCACUUACAUUCAACUUCAUUUGUGUCCGGUUCGCCAUGAUGGUCUCCAGCUGAUCCUGGACGAACCCCCAUAACUGCGACAAGGGAGUCAUUCCCACAUUGUUGCAAUGACCGCGUUGGCGUACCUUUGUCUUCCACUUCUCUGCUUUUGACCGACUAACACGGCCACUAGCGGGCACCUCCAAAAGUCCCCGGGCUUUCUUCUCUUCUCUAACGCUAAGCGCGAUCAUGCCCAUCCUCCACUGACAAGACAAGCACAUAGAUUGUCCUCCCACAUAGCACCUUCCUGCCCGUAGUACCUCUUCCUUCCACAAUUCCGCCUGCAGACACAUCACCGCAUGCCAGAACACAGCGAUACCGUGUGGCUCGAGGUCGACAGCCAAGGUGAGCGCGAUUUCGAGCCCAUGGAUGUCGCAGUCACCGAAGUGGAAGACCUGUACACGAAGCAGGACACACACACCGAAUGGGUCUCGUUUGCGUGUGUGUCCCGUUAUGUGUGUCACUGUGUAUCGUGUUAGGUGUAUCUCGCUCACCGCUACUCGUACUUCUUUGGAUAUGGCUGUGAGUAACAAGCGAACAGCGUCGCCCGGCAUGCCCUUGGCUGAGUAAAGACGCCCAUGGCGCAGGCAAUCGCUCACUCCUUUUCUUCAUCUAUACUUGCGAUGACUAUGUCGAAGAGGCCCAUCUGGUACACCUGGCCCCCCGCUGCCUCGGUCUCAGUAGUGGCGACCGUCACGCGCCGACCGUCCAGCCAGUUGCGCAGCCCCUCAGAAAAAUGGCCCACCAGACCUAUGUCACCUGGACAUGCAAAAGAUACGAGCGACACCUGGUUGGCCUCUCCGGUCGGUUACUGGCUCGUACCUGUGGACAUCGCGUCGGUGAGCGGUGUGCCCUUGGGUUUGUCCGGCGUGACGAAUCCCUCGGAGUCUUCUGCUUUGAUAUUGAUGGCAGUGGACCAGAUGAGGGCCCUGCUGGCUGAAGAGAGGCCUAACUGAUGCGCCAUGGCCCCGGUGAAGCGCCCGACACCUGGCACAGAUACACAUCGCCACCACAUGACCAGCAUAUGGAUACUGACACGUCGGACACUUACCGUUCUUGAAUGACUUCAGAUCGCUCUCGAAGUUCCGGGAAGGGAAUAGCCCCUUCAUACGAUACCCUAGCUGCCGACGAUGUGCCGUCUCUUGAGACAACAACGCAUCCACGAUCGUCAGUUCUGCAGACAAUACCCACAACGAAGUGGCGCUGCCCCGUCUAUCAUUUCGGUUUCUCACUCACGCGAAAAAGAGGAUGUUUGUGUCCUUGUCAGUUGGUUCUCGACAUUUCCAAAGGCUGAAGCCGCAGCUGCCGCAGCAGAAGGCGCGGCCUCGGCCUUGCCCGCCUGCACUCAUUCAACGCGGAUGGAGAGGGGGAUGUGCCGGGUGUUCUGUUUGUGUGUGCACAGUGGAUGCCUGACCUGCUGCGUGGGUUUGUGUGCUUUCUUGCGCUCCCCGUCUUCGUCGCCCUCAUCACUAUCCUGCAUCCAUCGCAUGGCGGCCCAUUCACACACACAUCGAGUCGUGCCGUCCCAUCUCUCUCAACUCCUCUCUAUAUAUCACUGUGUCUGACCUCCUCACUCUCAUCAUCGUCGUCAUCGUAGUCUGAGUCGCCCUCGUCGUCAUCGUCGUCGACCUCCUCGUCACCCAAGGCGGCCGCCUUGGCGAGAUAGUUGUCAAUGCCCCGCUGUCUCUGAUCGCGUCCGUGAGCGGAUGUGUCGAGAUCCGCUGGCUCCUCCUUGACCGCACAAACCAGACGGACAAUAAUGGGCGACGUCAGUCCCAUUCACGUCUGUGUACUUGUCUUCCCACUGACCUCGGUCUUCGUCUUCUUGCGGGGUCGCUGCUGCGGCCCCUCCGCACUGCUCCCCGUCCGACGGGACACAAAGCCAUCCAGACACCGGCGCACCCACGGCGACAGAGUAGAGGGAUCCAGACCCACAGGAUAGUCACCGAUCGCCAAGAACGCGACGGCGACGGCGGGGAUGAGGGCAAGACGCACACGCGCUUGAUCACGCUCUGCAGAUAAGCAAAUGGAUGCUCAAUGUGGAUGGAUGCUCAGUGUGAGCAGACCCACAGACCUUCCGGCGUUCGCUUGCGCAGAAGACCCUUGCCGUCGGGCAGGGCGUCCUUCAAUCGGUCUCCCAGGUUAGACAGACCCUCGAUCGUGUACACGGCCACCAUCUCGUGCCACUCCCUCAGGAGGUCCUCACCCUCCUUAUGGCUGAGCUCACUCGCCGCCGCCUCCACCUUGGGGGUCAACUCAGGCUGCAGGCACGACAGCGGACCUCGCGAAUCUCUGUACAUGAGAGCUUGAGGUGACCGCAGCGCGUACCAGUGCGUGUAGCGGGUAUGUGUCGGCUGCGCGUGUCCCCCGGGGCAUCGUGUAGACGAGCCGCACGACCCUCUUGACGAAUAGGCCGCUCUCCUUAUCCCACUUGUAUGGGGCGGUCGCGGGUACUUCGGGAUCUGCACCGUCACUGCGCGCACAGAGGAAGAGCAUCUUUGCUCGUACGUCAGCAUGAUGUGUGUGCCUCACUUGAGAUUGAGGAUGCACCUCUUGAGAUACGCUGGCACGUCCGGAUACCCUUCAGCGAGGAGGCUGAGAUGUGCGGAGAUCGGCGCGCACCUCCUCGGCAGCCAAAGCCAAGAGUCUCGAGAGCAAGUCAGGCAGGUAGCCAGAUGCAUCCGGCAACGACAGACACGUAGCAAAAGCGGAAUUGUGGUCAUGUGGCUCGUUCCCCGGCACCUCAUCUGGUCGAUUGGUUCGAGCUUGCUGAAGAGCGCCUACGAAGAUCGCUCUGUGGUCCUUCUCAACCUCCAGCGUCUGCCACGACUCUUCGCUAGUCAUUCUUGC